AUGGAAGGGUUUGCGUACGUUGAAGAUGAUAAUUACAAAAAUAAUGUUCAUGUGUUGGUGUUGCCGGGAUAUCAGGGAAUUGUCGAUGCCGCAAUGUCAGACCGCGAUGAUGUCUUUAAAGAUUUACUAGCGCAUUUUGAGGAUAUCAAUACCGUUGUUGAUACUCGUGGAAAUACUUUGCUCAACGUGAUGACCAUUCUAGGGAGGGUUCAUUUCUUCAACCUUAUAAUUGACCGAGAGGAUGCGAAUCUCGUGGCAACUGACGACCAAGGCAACACAGCGCUUCACUUUGCUGCGCGGAAGGGGAAUAUAAUGGGGCAGCCAGAAGGCAGCGGCUAG
Messenger RNA from Microthlaspi erraticum, 339 nucleotides. The record is from the annotation of a GenBank genome assembly. NCBI's taxonomy places the organism in Eukaryota, Viridiplantae, Streptophyta, Magnoliopsida, Brassicales, Brassicaceae.